CAUGGGUUGUAUUUGAAUGAAAGCUUUUGAAAUCCUGUAAAUGGAAGGCAAUACACAAAGCAAAUUCAAGAGAGUCUGUGUCUUCUGUGGUAGCAACUCUGGCAACAGAAAAGUCUUUAGCGAUGCUGCUCUUGAAUUAGGAAAUGAACUGGUGAAUAGGAGGUUAGAUUUGGUUUAUGGAGGAGGCAGUGUUGGGUUGAUGGGUUUGAUUUCUCAGAGAGUUUAUGAUGGAGGUUGCCAUGUUCUUGGGGUCAUUCCAACACCACUCUUGCCGCUUGAGAUAUCUGGAGAAACAGUGGGAGAAGUGAAAACUGUUUCAGACAUGCAUGAGCGUAAAGCUGAGAUGGCUCGACAAGCAGAUGCCUUUAUUGCUCUUCCUGGGGGAUAUGGAACCAUGGAAGAGUUGCUGGAGAUGAUAACAUGGUCACAGCUUGGAAUUCACAAUAAACCAGUUGGCUUAUUAAAUGUUGAUGGCUACUACAAUUCUUUGCUUGCAUUAUUUGACAAUGGUGUUCAGGAAGGUUUCAUUAAACCGGCUGCUCAGCAUAUAGUUGUAUCAGCUCCAAAUGCGAAGGAACUACUAGUAAGAAUGGAGCAAUAUAUUCCAAUCCACGAACAUGUUGCUCCGCAUAGUAGCUGGCAGAUGGAACAGUUGGGAGGUUACUCAAAGCCACUAAAUCCACCAUGACAUACUUCUUGGUGGGUGAUCUUCCAUCACUAUUUUGAUGUGAUUCUUUCUUUUUCCAUUUGUGUAUAAGAAUUUAUCCAAAUGGAAUUGCAUUUCUACUGCAAAUCGAACUUAAUAGGAUUUGCCACAUACUAUUGAUUUUCAUCACUGAGGAUGGUCAGUAGGGACUCUAUUCUCUAGUCUUAUAGGCUGUAGCCACUCAUAAUGGGUGAAGAUUUCAUAAGCAUAACCUUCCAGUAUGUGGUGGAGAUGUUUCUGUGAUGCAA
Telopea speciosissima is the source of this 954-nucleotide messenger RNA. RefSeq names its product cytokinin riboside 5'-monophosphate phosphoribohydrolase LOG8-like. Gene Ontology annotation, cellular component: cytosol; nucleus. NCBI's taxonomy places the organism in Eukaryota, Viridiplantae, Streptophyta, Magnoliopsida, Proteales, Proteaceae. Gene Ontology annotation, molecular function: hydrolase activity, hydrolyzing N-glycosyl compounds. The record is from RefSeq and is a predicted model, not a curated record. Gene Ontology annotation, biological process: cytokinin biosynthetic process. The transcript is spliced from 7 exons. The coding region runs from base 41 to 688 and encodes 215 amino acids.